AUGAAGAGGACACUGCUUGUGCUGGCCUUGCUGGUGACCACAGAGCUGGGCAUCCAGACAGCAGAAGCGUGUCUUGUGUUCUAUGAAGUCUUUAUCAAUUUGGCUGUAGGAAAGAGGGAAUUACUGAACGCCUCCCUUAAUAAGCCCAAUGCCACUGCAGAAGAAAAGGCAGCCUUUGGAAAAAUCCAAGAUUGCUACAAUGAGGCCGGAAUUCAAGCUAAAUUCUUGGAUGCAAAUGCCAUGUUAGCCAUCACCCUCAGUAAGGACUGCAAGGCAUUCUACAGCAAAGAAGUGAGAGAGAAGGUGGUGGCAUUGUUUUCCUUAACCAGCCAUCUCUGAGAAGAUGAACCACUGCCAGAGAAUCCAGACUGGAGUGAGCGCCUGCUUACUGUCUCCUGACGCUGGGACCCAGACCCCUCUCCCAUUGAUU
Jaculus jaculus (lesser Egyptian jerboa) is the source of this 430-nucleotide messenger RNA. RefSeq names its product androgen-binding protein homolog. The transcript is spliced from 3 exons. The record is from RefSeq and is a predicted model, not a curated record. The coding region runs from base 1 to 339 and encodes 112 amino acids. NCBI's taxonomy places the organism in Eukaryota, Metazoa, Chordata, Mammalia, Rodentia, Dipodidae.